AUGGACUAUGGAGCUAUGUGUCGCUUCUGCCGGGAGGAGUGCAAGGUUGAAGUUCAUCCGGAGUCCAUCCACACCGCGAGGCUGAAGCAGAGUGACUGCUUCCGGCGCUUCCAAGCAUUCUUCAGUGGGCAGCACGAUUUCUUCUUUGUGGCUGUUCAGGGCGAAAGUGCAGAUGGCAAGCUGCAACUACAUGACGGCACAGUAUCUUGUGAAGAUGUCCUGCAGCUCUGGAGGAAUAGGAGGAGGCUAGCCCUCCCACCCGCCAUUCUGUUCCUGCUUCUGGACUUCUGCCACAGUGGAGCUUGGGUAGAUGUCUGUAAAAGACAAGCACCAGAGCCGGAGGUCUUCGUUCAAGCAGCUUGCUCUGCAGGUGGCGCGACACCCGACAACUACGAGGGGUCAUUUACCCAGAAAUGGAUUAAGGCACAGCGUGAGAAGAAGUUUAAGCUGACGAGGAUUCCAUGCCUUCAAUUAUGGAAUCCCUGCUAUCAUGCGCCGGCUGGGGCUGGCUUGCCUGAGUUUGGCAAGUGCUCCAUCCUCCUUGUGGGAAGUGAUACGGCGGCACAACAGCAUGUAGCGCUGGUUUCGCAUGGUGUGUCCAAGGUGGAUGGCAGCUCCUUCCUCAAAGAUGGCAGCAGUCUUUUCAACCUCCAUGUGAGCACCAUGAACCUUUACAGCAGUUCCCAGUUCCAGUCCUGCAGCAAGUUCCAGGAUGCAGCAGAGGCUAUGCGAACUGCACGCAAAACUGCUACUUCUGUAAAACGGGUAGAAGUUGCGUUGCUGUUCCAUUUGGAAGACUACUAUAUCUUCUGGAGGUAUGGUGAUCACGAGCAGAUGUGGCAGGCACUUGACAUGGUCGCGAAAAUGACUCGGAGCUGCACCACUGAAAAUGCGGCAGCGAUUCGAGCAUUGGCAUUGGCUUGGAAGAGCUGUAAAUGUUUGGGACGUUUACAGCUGCAGCACAGCAGGUCCAUGUUUGAGCAGGCUACGGAGGCUCUGUCUGAGAUGAUUGCCAUCUACGAUCAGGCUAGUCUAAGCAACGUGGUCUGUGCUGAAGUCACAAUGGCUCUCGGCUUCUGGAACGAAUGGAGGGCGCAGCAGUAUGGGCAGCCUGAACCUGAUGCAUGGCCCCGGGCCAAGAUGCUCCUUUCGCGGACACUGGAGCACUACGGCCAUUGUGGCUUUCUGGAGGAGCUGGCUAACGAUGGUCUGAAGCUGUGCGGGAUUCAGCUACAGAUGGACGUUGCCGACAAGCACGCGACCCCUUACGAAGUGCUGGUUACUGAAGCUCAGACCUUGAUCCGAGGACACCUGCUUACAGUGCAGCGCAAAGGUUUAGAACGCUUCAGUGAAAGAAGCAGCAUAAGAUGCCUCGCAACGUUGAUUCAAGCAUGCUGCCCGCGCCCUUCCGAGAAGGAGAAGGGCCUUGGCUUGCUGGUGGUAAGUCAGCUCGCGCCGGCAGCGAUGUUGUUGCACUGCUACAUGGCUCAUGGGCAUAGAGAGGACCAACUUGUGGACGAAUUCUCUCAAGCUCGGAUGAUGACGUCUGUCGGCUGUCGAAUCAUGUUCUUCUUGGACGCAAGCAGCUUGCCCAGCUUGGAGCCGUUCAUGUGGUAUGCACCUUACUUACACAAAUCCGCACGUUGA
Symbiodinium necroappetens is the source of this 1647-nucleotide messenger RNA. Lineage: Eukaryota; Dinophyceae; Suessiales; Symbiodiniaceae. The record is from the annotation of a GenBank genome assembly.